Engraulis encrasicolus (European anchovy) is the source of this 3816-nucleotide messenger RNA. It is a transcript of the gene eml4, whose product is annotated as echinoderm microtubule-associated protein-like 4. The transcript has 24 exons. Gene Ontology annotation, cellular component: mitotic spindle. Gene Ontology annotation, molecular function: microtubule binding. The record is from RefSeq and is a predicted model, not a curated record. The coding region runs from base 327 to 3464 and encodes 1045 amino acids. Gene Ontology annotation, biological process: microtubule cytoskeleton organization. NCBI's taxonomy places the organism in Eukaryota, Metazoa, Chordata, Actinopteri, Clupeiformes, Engraulidae.
UCCCUCCCCGACGGAGGCGCACGAUGAUCGUGGAGCUAACAGAGAGCGUGAUCUGAGUACCCCAGCAAAGCUCUGUGUUGUCCCGGAGAGAGAAUCAGUGCCAUUACGCAUAGUUCGCGGAUCUCUGUUUACACCACGCUAUCGCGGCCAACCGAGGCGAGAGCUGUCGACGACAGAUCCUUUUAGUGCCCCCUGCCAGUUACAGGCCGACAUUCUUCCAGUUCUCGUCGAAUACUGGGACAGAGGUAGAAGGCGAUAUCAGCAGACAGACAAAACCCUCCAGGAAUAUCACCCUCCGGUGUUGUGUGCCGACAUUUCCCCCAGAAAUGGACGGUUUCGCCGGUAGUUUAGAUGACAGCAUCUCGGCUGCGAGCGCGUCGGACGUGCAGGACCGUCUGUCGUCGCUGGAGCUGCGCGUGCAGCAGCAGGAGGACGAGAUCACGGUGAUGAAGGCGGCGCUGGCCGACGUGCUGCGCAGGCUGGCACUGUCAGAGGACUCGGCCGCCGCCGCCAAGAAGCAGGCCGCCGGGAAAGGCCAGAAUCCGCUGCGCGAGGCCUACUCCAUGGGUUGCAUCGCCAAUGGAGGGUCCAGUGGACGUAAGUCGCACCGGGACAGCGCCAGCCUCUCAGUAGCGAAGAAGGAGACCCUCUCCUCAGCCGCUAAGAGUGGUUCAGAGCGCAAGCGGGACAGGCCGGCUGGUAUGGAGGGCAUCAAAGAGAAGGAGGAGCCAUCCCAGGGCAGCGACGCGCCCGCCAGCAGUCCUCACACACCGUCCCCCUCCAGCCACCCCCCCUCCCCUCACCCCCCAACCCCCCAAAGGCAGACGCCAGACAGCAAGGCCUCCUCCUCCUCUUCGGCUAAAAGCCGAGGCAGCAGUGCGAAGAGGGGCAUGGAGCGUUCACAGAGCAGCACGUGGGACAGGGACGAGGACGGCAGGACCAAGCUGGUGAAGGCUGCCUCCACCUCCAAACUCCUCGCCAAGGCGGCCAAGAACGCAGAGAAACACAAAGACCCAGUGAUAAGCCAAGCUAAAAUGUCCACGCGAGAAAGAAACCAAGAAGGGGAGCCGAGUGUGAAGAUGUUCAUGCGGGGCCGGCCCAUCACUAUGUAUAUCCCGACAGAGAUGAUCGAGAGCUACGACGACACCGUCCGACCAGAGCUGCCCUCUGAGCGGCUCAAACUGGAGUGGGUAUAUGGCUACCGGGGCCGAGACUGUCGUGCCAAUGUCUACCUGUUGCCCACGGGCGAGAUUGUCUACUUCAUCGCCUCCGUCGUCGUGCUCUUCAACUACGAGGAGCGUACGCAGCGCCACUACCUGGGCCACACCGACUGCGUCAAAUGUUUGGCAGUGCACCCAGACAAGAUCCGCAUGGCCACGGGACAGAUAGCAGGAGUGGAUAAAGAUGGACGGCCGUUGCAGCCCCAUGUGCGUGUCUGGGACAGCGUCAGCCUGACCACGCUGCAGGUGAUUGGCAUGGGAGUGUUUGAGAGGGGAGUGGGAUCCCUCGCCUUCUCCAAAGCGGACUCUGGCACACACCUGAGUGUGAUUGAUGACUCCAACGAGCACAUGCUGACGGUCUGGGACUGGCAGAAGAAGUCAAGGAUAGCUGAGAUCAAGACGACUAAUGAGGUGGUAUUGGGUGUGGAGUUCCACCCCACUGAGCCCAACACUAUCGUCACUUGUGGCAAGUCUCACAUCUUCUUCUGGACCUGGAGUGGCACAUCGUUGGCACGCAAGCAAGGCAUCUUUGGGAAGUAUGAGAAGCCCAAGUUUGUGCAGUGCCUAGCCUUCCUGAGCAACGGGGAGAUCCUGACGGGAGACUCUGGGGGCGUCAUGCUCAUAUGGACCCGCAGCAACGUGGAGCCAGCGCCCGGGAAGGGCCCCAAAGCAACAGCAGGGGCGUUCCAGAUCACUCGGCAGAUAAAGGCUCAUGAUGGCAGCGUGUUCACGCUCUGCCAGAUGAGGAACGGCACGCUGCUGACAGGAGGCGGCAAGGACCACAAGAUCAUAUUGUGGGACCACGACCUCAAUCCAGAGAGGGACAUAGAGGUCCCUGACCAGUAUGGAACCAUUCGCGCCGUGGCCGAGGGCAAGGGGGAGCAGUUUCUGGUGGGCACGUCCCGCAACUUCAUCCUGAGGGGGACCUUCAAUGACGGCUUCCAGGUGGAAGUGCAGGGCCACACGGAUGAGCUGUGGGGUCUGGCCACCCACCCCUUCAGGGAUACCUUCCUCACCUGUGCUCAGGACAGCCAGGUGUGUCUCUGGAACGCUGUGGACCACACGCUGGAAUGGAGCAGGCAGCUGGAUGUGCAUGGCCACUGUGCAGACUUCCAUCCCAGCGGAGCUGUGGUGGCCAUCGGCACCAAGUCUGGAAAGUGGUACGCACUGGAUGCUGAGAACCGAGACUUGGUGGCCAUACACACAGAUGGCAACGAACAGUUGUCCGUCAUGCGCUACUCAGUAGAUGGUACCCUGCUGGCAGUGGGAUCUCACGACAACUUUAUUUACCUCUACACAGUAUCGGACAAUGGCCGCAAAUACAGUCGAUAUGGCAAAUGCACGGGACAUUCCAGCUACAUCACACAUCUUGACUGGUCUCCCGACAACAGGUUCAUCAUGUCCAACUCAGGAGACUAUGAAAUCCUCUACUGGGACAUUCCAAAUGGCUGUAGCUACAUCCGGAAUCGCUCAGAGUGUAAAGACAUAGACUGGGCCACCUACACUUGUGUACUGGGCUUCCAAGUGUUUGGUGUCUGGCCAGAAGGAUCGGACGGCACAGACAUCAACGCCCUCAUUAGGUCUCACAACCGCAAGGUCAUCGCCCUCGCCGACGACUUCUGCAAAGUUCACCUCUUCCAGUACCCUUGCUGCAAAUUUAAGGCUCCCAGCCACAAGUACGGCGCGCACAGCAGCCACGUGACCAACGUGAGCUUCCUGCACCGCGACAGCCACCUGCUCUCCACGGGCGGCAAGGACACCAGCAUCAUGCAGUGGCGCCUGGUGGAGAAGACGCCCUCGCUGGUGCCCGCCGUGCCCAGCAGUGACUCUGCCCUGGGCCUGAGCGACACCCUCAUGCUCAGCCCCUCGCCGCGCGGCGUGCCCUCCCUGCCCCUCACCCCGCUCACGCCUCAGACGCCCACGGAGACGCCCACGCCGCCGCCGCUGCUGCCGCUGGCCAACGCCAGCAGCAACAACACCGGCACCAACGCCCUCGUCACGCCGCCACUCACCCCCGGCGGCGGAGAGGAGGCGGAGGUGGCGCUGGACGGCAUGGUGGAGGAGACGGGGUUGCCGGGCCCCACGGCCAACGGAAGGCAAGAGAGCUCGCCCGACACGCCGCCACCGACCAAUGAUCUGACGCCGACGUCCGACAGCACGCUGAGCCCCAAGGACAGCCUGGAACCCAGCGACGACACGGCCACGCCCAGCGACGAGGGGACACCCUUCUCACUACCCUCCUAAAGGGGGGAGUGUGACCCCCAUCCCGUGAGGGACCCCCAGCAUCACCACCACCAGGGAUGGGCAACCUGGAUUCACGAAGCUAUCCAAUCUAGUGUCACAUUUUCCUAAUGACCUGUUUUCACCUGUCCAACGGUGAUUGCCUGGUUGAAUGAUUAUCUGUUGAAUUGGACAAGGAAAACUAGGUUAUAUGGAAUAUUAUGUGGCAUUGGAUUGUAACCCUAAUGAGUCCAAGCUGCCAAUCUCUGAUCACCACCACAGGUUCCUAUGUAGACUUUACCCAGCUACCCUACCCACCAUAACACCCAGACUGUCCCUUUUCUCCUCUACUCAUGUGCUUUACACACACACACAC